CUUUUGUUCUGAUAAUAAUAGCUUUGUGGGCCUGCACUGGUAUUGGAGUCUUUCCGGGGUCUAGACAUCACUUCUGCCUUGCUUGAGUGUUAGGAACCACUGAUGUCCAGGUAGUAGUUUAUGCGCAGAGUUUGCACCAACAGUCUGCGCAACAACUUUCAAGAGAACCUCUGGUUUUGGCGGAGAGGCAGCGCUUAAAGGUUUCAGAGAACUACUGCGACGGCUAGCAGUUCGCAGCUAAUAGUUAGCCGCAUCCGCAGAGAGGGAUGUCUGAAGUUAGUCUUGAGGCUGAGUCGGGGAAGACCUCAGCAGAGGACCCUCAGAGGGAUUGUGAGGAGGCUGAUGAAACAGAGGAGAGUUUGAGUGAGGAUGUGCCUCCAGAGGUAGCACCCAGUAGCAGGGGAGGAGAGGACAAAGCUGACGUACUGUAUGAGAUUGAUAUUAACAGUGAUGAAGAAACCGCAGAGUCACGCAGUAAGGAUGCUCAGGUGCAGGACGAGGGUCCUCUGUCGGGAACCGUGGCAUCCAGCAGGGUGGGCAGCGGGGCUAAACUCCAGGCUGAAUCGGCCGGAACACCAAAGGGAAACGGAGAUUCUCUCUCAGAAACAAAGGAGAGCACAAUGGCUGAUUGUCACCGAGGCUCAGCCGCUGAGAUCCCCGUCACCAGCAAUGGAGACCUGGAUCAGAGUCCAGACAAGGUGUUCCUCAGGGAUUCCCACUCCGCUCCCCCAGGGAGCGUGAAGGUCUCGGACUCUUCUGUCUCUGCUAGCAGCUUCGUCUCACCACCAGAGGGCGUCAUAGAAUCAGGACCACACAAAGAGUCGGCAAGCCUGCCCUCUUCUCCUGUGAGUCCUGUAGCUCCCAGCUCGGCUGUCGCCAGCCGCCUGGCGCGCUCCUUCAGCGAUAGUCAGGCGGACUCAGGCACAAUGAAAACUCCACCGGGCAGCGGAGCGGUGGUCCUGUCAGACGACUUGAAGAACCCCGCCAUGGAAAAACUUGACCUAGUCAGAAAGUGGAGCAUCAACACAUAUAAAUGCACCCGGCAGAUCUUGUCGGAGAAGCUGGGCCGCGGCUCCAAGACCGUGGACCUGGAGCUGGAGGCGCAGAUCGAGCUGCUCCGCGAAAACAAGAGAAAGUACCAGAAUGUGAUCAAGCUGGCUCAGGCGCUGGCCAGUCAGCUUUCCCAAAUAAUGCAGACUCAGAAGCUGCUGGGCGACGCCUUCGCCGACCUCAGCCUCAAGUCACCUGAGCUCCAUGAGGAGUUUGGUUACAACGCCGACACACAGAAGCUUCUGUCCAAAAAUGGAGAGACUUUGCUGGCUGCCAUCAACUUCUUCAUCUCUAGCGUGGACACACUUGUAGACAAAACAAUCGAAGACACCAUGAUUAAUAUCAAACAGUAUGAGGCUGCUAGGGUCGAGUACGACGCGUAUCGUACGGAUUUGGAGGAACUGAACCUCGGGCCGCGUGAUGGAAACACCGUGCUGAAGAUCGAGCAAUCCCAGCAGCAAUUCCAGAUCCACCGCGAGAAGUUUGAAAGGAUGCGGAACGAUGUCUCUGUGAAGCUGAAGUUCCUGGAGGAGAACAAGGUCAAGGUGUUGCAUAACCAGCUCAUCCUCUUCCACAAUGCUAUAGCUGCAUACUACGCUGGGAACCAGCAGCAGCUGGAGCAGACUCUCAAGCAGUUCCACAUCAAGUUGAAAAUGCCUGGCGGGGAAAGUCCCUCCUGGCUGGAAGAGCACUAAACACUCCCGGCUGGCUGAGCUUGACCAAACCUUCCCACGGAAACUACAGAAACCUUCCUCCUCCUGUAACUGUUGCUGCUUUUCCAGCUUCUGAAAUGAAAUCUUCUAACAAAAGGAACAAAUUCCUGAACUCCUUUUGGCUAUUCUUCCUAAAUCAUUUCUGUCGUUCUUUCAAAUCAUAAGAGACGCACUUUUUCUACUGUUGGACAGAUCUUGUUGAAUGGGAGGUCCAGCAGUAAACACUUUAUGAAACUCUAAACGGCCUUUUGUACUCCAGAAUAUGAAUGUUCGUAUUCCAGCACACCACACAUGUUGGCGUUCCAGCGGCAGCUACUGGACAAGGACUGCUGUUAAAUCUCACAACAAUCUUGGUUCUUUUCUUUCUUUUUUUUGUAUUAGCUGACUGAAAUGAUCGCUUUACUACAGUUAAAACAAAAGCUUUUUGUUGUCAGGACAAAUUCCGUCUUGAAUUCUGUAAUUUGGUUUUUAUUUUCACUAUCAAGCUGCGACUUUGGGGAGUGCGCUUUAUUUGUAAUGUGGUUAACAUUUAGCUGAGACAGUGUGUGUGCUUUGUCCUCUGCUGCUGUGUGUAAGGCCUCAAAUGUCUGCCGGUCAACACCUCCAGCAUUGAUUGAUC
Molecule: messenger RNA, 2382 nt
Organism: Xiphophorus hellerii (green swordtail)
Lineage: Eukaryota; Metazoa; Chordata; Actinopteri; Cyprinodontiformes; Poeciliidae
Gene: arfip1
Product: ADP-ribosylation factor interacting protein 1 (arfaptin 1)
Exons: 10
Coding region: 267-1745 (492 amino acids)
Biological process (GO): intracellular protein transport; regulation of Arp2/3 complex-mediated actin nucleation
Cellular component (GO): trans-Golgi network membrane
Molecular function (GO): phospholipid binding; protein domain specific binding
Source: RefSeq, a predicted model, not a curated record